Messenger RNA from Sapajus apella (tufted capuchin), 1367 nucleotides. It is a transcript of the gene LSMEM2, whose product is annotated as leucine rich single-pass membrane protein 2. The record is from RefSeq and is a predicted model, not a curated record. Lineage: Eukaryota; Metazoa; Chordata; Mammalia; Primates; Cebidae. The coding region runs from base 798 to 1292 and encodes 164 amino acids. The transcript has 4 exons.
GGUGAUGCGCAUCCUUACACGACCUUAUGGAACGUGUCUACCCUUGUGGAGAUGGGAGCGGGGGAGGACCAAAACCGUGCAUUGUGCUACAUGCUCUGGAUGUGGUUCUCAGUGUACACUCCCAGGGAGGAGCCAUUGUUAUUCUCACUUUACACAGCAAACGGAGCUCAGAAAGGGGAGAUCCUUUACCUAAGGUUGUAAGCUUAGUAACAGAUGAACCAGCCUCCAGCCUAGGUCCACCCACUGGCCAGCAUGGGUGCUGCGUGUGUAUCUGCCCACUUGUGAGGCUACCAGAGCCCUCAUGGCAUCAGGCUCCAGUUGUCCAUCACCCUCUAUAUAAGACACACACAAUAGCACUGUGUGCCAGCAAGUCAUGCAGUGGAGGCUGCUUGUCUCGUGUUUGCUGGGAGGAGAGAUGACUGCUAUGGGUAGGGGUCUGCAGGGUGGAGGGGUGGCCGAGAUGCACAGGGGUCCCUUGUAUGUCUUGUCUGACACGUGGGGCCUUGCUGAGCCUGGGGGCUCAUUUUGGGUGUAUGGGAGAGGUAUGGUUCGCCUUGAAGGUCCCUGGGCACCUGGACUAGUGGAGGCAGGCUCCUGGAUGGCUCACUCUCCAGGUAGAUAGUCCAGGCAGGCCCACGUGGAUCACUCCACCCCUUCCCAUGGCUGAGGGCUGCCCCCUCUAAAUAUAGCCCUUUGGGCUGAGCUCAGGCCUAUUUUAGGCCAAGGCUGGGAGGCAGCCAGACCUUCCCCGGGCUCUCAAAGGAGCCACUGCUGUCUUUGUCCAGUCCUGCUACUGGAUGCCAUCAUCGGCCCCUGACUGCCCACUGCUUGCCAUGCCUGAGGAGACCCAAGAAGACUCCAUGGCACCAGUGAUGCCCAGCCAGAGGAGCAGUGGGGCACUGGCCCCCAACCACGUGCAGGAGGUGCGCCUGCACCGUGUGGAGUCCAUCAGCGACCUACACAGCGGAGCAGGCACACUGCGCCCCUAUCUGACUGAAGAGGUACGGCCAUGGGAUGAGCUGCUGGGUGUUUUGCCGCCGUCGCUGUGUGCCCAGGCUGGCUGCAGUCCUGUGUACAGACGAGGGUUCCUGCUGCUGCUCACGCUGCUGGUGCUCACCUGCCUGGCACUCGCACUCCUGGCUGUCUACCUGAGCGUGCUGCAGAGUGAAUCCCUACGCAUCCUGGCACACACACUGCACACGCAGGAGGAGACGCUACUCAAACUCCGCCUGGCCAGCCUCAGCCAGCUUCGGAGGCUCAACUCCAGUGAGGCCCAAGCAGCACCCUGCUGAUGCCACUUGGAUCUGGGGCCUGGGGGUGUGUGUUGGGAGGAAUAAAGUGGCUAUGGGCAGGUCUCUCCUUCCCUA